GCUCAGAGCGGAGGGAUGAGGGAAGCCGGGGGCCGCCGCCGCCUCCUCCCCAGCGUGUCAUUCUGUGCCGAGCACACCCGGAGGAAUGCCCUGGCGCUUCAAGCUCAGAUGAAGAAGGCCAGCACCGGGCCGGUCAGCGAGACUCUUCUUUGCCAGCUGAGCUCUUAUGCCAAGACGGAGCUGGGCCCCCAAGCGGCGGAGACUAGCCGCAGUGAAGCCAGUCGAAUCCUGGAUGAGGACAGCUGGAGUGAUGGCGAACAAGAUCCUGUCACUGUGGACCAGACAUGGCGAGGUGACCCUGAUAGCGAAGCUGACAGCAUCGACAGUGAUCAAGAGGACCCUCUGAAGCAUGCUGGGGUGUACACAGCGGAAGAAGUGGCCUUGAUAAUGCGGGAGAAGCUGAUCCGCCUGCAGUCCCUGUACAUUGACCAGUUCAAGAGACUCCAGCAUCUUCUGAAAGAGAAGAAACGUCGCUACUUGCACAGUCGCAAAGUAGAGCAUGAAGCCAUAGGUAGCAGCCUCCUGACAGGCCCAGAGGGUUUGAUGGCCAAGGAACGUGAGACCCUGAAGCGACUGAAAUGUCUCCGCCGCUACCGCCAGCGCUACGGUGUGGAGGCCCUGCUUCACCGCCAGCUGAAGGAGCGCCGGAUGUUGGCAACCGACGGGGCUGCCCAGCAGGCGCACACCACCCGCUCCAGCCAGAGGUGUUUGGCCUUUGUGGACGACAUUCGAUGCUCCAACCAGUCUCUCCCCAUGACCCGGCACUGCCUUACUCACAUUUGCCAGGACACCAGUCAGACUCUGUUUAAGCCAUGCCAAGGGUCAGAGGAAGUGCCCUGUAACAAACCAGUCGCUGUGAGCCUCUCCGAAGAUCCUUGCUGCCCUCUCCAUCUCCGACUGCCGCUUCAGAUGUACGUCCCCGAGCAGGUGCUGUCUGUCCCUGAGGAGCUGGAAGCUGCCCCCACGGAUCUGUACUUGAGUGCUGCUGAGCUCCAGCCCACGGAGAGCUUACCCCUGGAGUUCAGUGACGAUCUGGAUGUGGUGGGUGAUGGCAUGCAGUGUCCCCCAUCCCCUCUGCUCUUUGACCCCUCUGGAGCCCUUGAAGAUCGCGCUGUCAAAGGUGUGGUCAAGGCCCCGCUAGAUGUACUGGCCCAUGAAAAGUCACUGCAGCCAGGCGGCUCGGCCCAGCUGACACAAACAGACAGAGGAAGCUCUUUUGGCCAAGUCUCCUCGCCAGCUGUGGAGUCUCCUGCAGAACCACCAUCGCAGGCUCAGCUGCAGGCAGCGGGGGGCAGGCCUGGCCCCGAGGAAGACAGGAAGCCGGAAGAUGCUGCCCCUUCUCGGCCACGUGGAACGCCGGCAGCCUCCAAUGGGAACCCAGACCCUACGUCCAUCAGCUGAGGCUGGCUCAGAGAGCAUGCUGCCUCACUCGAGCCCUUGUCCUGGGUCAGCCCAGGCUGCCCUUCGGGACCGUGCACUGGCCACCAAGCGUGAUAUUCUUGCGCUGGGCCAAGCUGCUGGCUCCGCUCCCCUUCUCUGCCCCAAAGCCAUUUCCAAAUUGGUUGAACCAGGAGAUGCCCAGCGCUUGGCCACAAGCCCUGGGGCUAGUCUCUGCCCCCUCCCACCUCUCACCUGGUUCUGGUGGCCUUUGGAUUUCGGGUGAGCUUGCCAGUGCGGCAGUCAGCUCAUUAGCCAGGAUCAAACCAAAGGGAGACCUUGGGUUCCCUGGCAGGGGAUCCACACAGCUGACCCCAGAAGGGACCAGGCUGAUGAAGCUGUGGCUUUUCCAUGGAGCAGUGAGAUGAGCCACAUCUCCCCCAGUUGGUGUCUGUCACCCAGGGCACUGACAUGGGGGGGGGGGGGGUCUCCCCUUUGCUGCCCUUUCCCUGGCACUUUGCCCCAAAGCAGACUCCUGCUAGAGCUUUAACCUGUGCCGGUGCCCCUGGCACUGUCCUGAUGAGUUUAGAUUUGUGGUAGAGCCAGAGGAAGCUCUGCCCCCUGUAACCCAGACAAUAAAGCAGUUGAAGACA
Molecule: messenger RNA, 2030 nt
Organism: Alligator sinensis (Chinese alligator)
Lineage: Eukaryota; Metazoa; Chordata; Crocodylia; Alligatoridae
Gene: KANSL2
Product: KAT8 regulatory NSL complex subunit 2
Exons: 9
Coding region: 16-1401 (461 amino acids)
Cellular component (GO): NSL complex
Source: RefSeq, a predicted model, not a curated record